AUGACAAUUGGAACAACUUUUCCUUUGCUAUUGUUGGUUGAUUAUUUACUUGAUAAUAAUUUUGCUAGCUUUUUGUGGAUUGGUAAGAUUGCAGCUGCUUGCAGGGAAGUUAAAAAUGCAUUAAAGAAAUCAAAAGAUUUAUCUUUAAACUGUUUCAAAAAUUGCAACUUUUUACUUGAGGCAAGUCCAUCCGUAUCUGUGCACCAGUGUAUAUUUUAAAAUGUUUUCGUCAUAAAAUUGCCCUAAGGCUUUUACAAGUAUCAAAUGAGCAAAACUGAUAAUUUGAACAUACACAAUUACAUAUUUAUUUUUUUUCUUCCAAGUAAGAUAUUAUAUUCAUUUGCUCUGUCAAAUUGACAUUUUUAUCUACUGUAACAGCAAAAAUUUAAAUCAUUAACAUAAAUUAUAAAUAAUAAAGGGUCCAGAAUAAAUCGUUGGGAACACCAAUCUAAACUGUGUGUGGUCUCUCCGAUGAAUUACAUAUGCUCUUUCGCUUAAUGAUUGUUGUUAUAUAUUUCCAGGAGUAGCAAAUAUGUAUGUAUCUUGUUCAAGUAUUUGAACGUUGGUCUAUUGCAGCCUACCUGUUUUGUCUCCUACAUAGUUAGUCGUCGGUUCUGUUAUUCAUGUCGUUUGUGCUGAUGUCAGUUGUAUUUGUUGCAAUCCGAUCUGGGUAGAAUUCCUGAUAAAGUGAUUCUAUAACGGCUAUCAUGAAUAUAAUUGAUUUUCUCUUCAUAGAAUUGAACAUUUGUAUUAUUUCCUUCACAUGUAUAAUUGUUGUGUUGAAAUUAGGUAAUUUCAUGUUCUCGGGUCAUUAUUUAGAUCAACUACAUCGACAACUAGAUGUAUAUAUAUACAUCCGCAAGUUUAUUGUUUUCUGUUUGGUAUUAAAUUAAUAAUUAAGAUCCAUUUUGUUACAUCUGGUGAUCCGUUUAUUUGGCAAUCGCCAAUGGCAGUCGACAGUGUUUAAGAACAUCCGUUGUUCGACCUGCUAGUAAAAAUAUACUUUUUCACUUUUUUGGUCUUUUGGAAAAUGUUGUUUGUGUUGUAUUUAGACCCCUCUACCAAGAAAUUUGUUUUGCAUGCACACGUAUAAAAAAUGCGGUUUUUAUCCAACGCAAUCAUAGGUUUGAACGUUGUUUUCAAUUUAGACUUGUUUAUAUUUUUUCGUUUGGGCUUGUAUUAUAUUUGCCCUCGGGUUUAUUUAAUCCGUUCAUCCUAUUUCUAUUCUUCAAAAUUCAAGAGUCUAUCCUAAAUUGAGGUAAAUUAUAUGGCCUUCCAAAUACCGUUUCGAUUCCUAACAUCACUGAAGAGACAAUAAUUGUCGAAAUCCGGUUACGGUGUACCAAUUUUUGCACCCCAUGUUUGCGGUAUACAAUCUUUUCCGCAAGUUUAUUGUUUUUUUGUUUGGUAUUAAAUUAAUAAUUAAGAUCCAUUUUGUUACAUCUGGUGAUCCGUUUAUUUGGCAAUCGCCAUGGCAGUCAGCAGUGUUUAAGAACAUCCGAUUUUCGACCUGCUCGUCAAAUGCGUUUUGUUAAAAUAUACUUUUUCACUUUUUUGGUCUUUUUGGAAAAUGUUGUUUGUGCUGUAUUUAGACCCCUCUACCAAGAAAUUUGUUUUGCAUGCACACGUAUAAAAAUUGCGGUUUUUAUCCAAAGGAAUCAUAGGUUUGAACGUUGUUAUCAAUUUAGACUUGUAUAUAUAUAUAUCCUUAUAAUUCGGUAGUUUUGACGAAUCAAUCCCUUUCUAAACGUAUCUUCCAUCAAUCAGUACUCGACUGUCUGAAAUGGGAUGAUCGUUUUGCAUGUUUAGGCUUGAAAUAUUUCGAUUGUUGGGUUGUCUGCUAUACGAUUUCGAUAUUUGAGUGCCCAGUGUCUUAUAUUUUCGGAAUUGUUCGAUCUUCGUCUUCUGGUGUUGUCAUUGAAAAAUACUAAGUAUGUUCGUUAUUUUGAAUUAUGUUUUCUGAUUGUAGUAAACUCAAUUUUAAGAUUGAUAUGUUUUUACAGAUCUUGACUUCAUUUGCAUAUUUUGGGUUCUUUUCUGUAGCACAUUAAGUCUUAUUCUGGAUUAUUGUUUACAUUUACAAUUUCGUGUUCAAUGUUUUUCGGUUUGUUCGUCUCCUGUUGGUCAUGUUGAAUAUUUUUUCCAUGUCCAUGUCCAGUUGUUUUUCAAGCUAGAGCAAAACUCCAGCUCCAUAAAGAUAUAUUUUGAUCUAUCUGUUUCCAAAUUUGACCACAACAGCACUUUAUAGUACAGGAAAUGGAUGUUGGAAAAGCAUAACAGGAUUAUCUAAAAAAAAAAAACGCAAACGAUUUACUCCUUUUGUUUGAUUUAUUUACCUGUAUAUACGUUUAAAUUUUUUUUUAUUGAUUUAUUCAGUUGUUAAUUCGAUAUUUUAUUUGAAAUUAUAGUAAUGAAGUAAGUAAAAUCUCUCAUUAAUCGGCGAGUUUUGAAAUUUUGAUUUCGAAAGUAUAUGCUCUGUAUUUUUACAAUUUUUAUUCUUUCACAUUUUUUAGCCAGAUAAAACUGAGUAUACUGUUAUCGAAGGUGAAAACAUCACCAUACCGAUGACAUCAACAGUGCCAGUAUCGUGUAUUGCCUCACAUCCAGACAUCCGCACAAAGUGUGCUCAGAACUUCUUUAUAUUUCAACCUAAGUACGGCAAAAAUAAAGCAUCAUGCUUAAACAAUAUCGCUAAAAGAGAUAUUGUUUUUGAAGCAGAAUUUUGUGGAAUAAAACUAGGAAAUCUAGAUUGGAAUGAAACGAAAUAUCUACAGGUUUAUGGAUCUAGUGAUGGUCUAUACAACCAUCAGGGCAGGUCGACAUUUAUUCGGAUAUCUACGAAAUCUAUUUCAGCUUUCAACGAAAUCUGGAAAGACGUCAAGAUACCAGAGAUUAAGGUCACAGUUUUAGACAAAGAUUCAGUGUUAACAGCAAGACUUUGCCAGUCAUAUAACGAUCCACAUAUUACAACGUUUGAUGGAAGGUUGUAUCAUUAUAUGGAAGUUGGGGAAUUCGUUCUUUACAGAAAUGACAGAGGUCCAUAUUGGGUUCAUGCUUUGUUAACAAAUUGUGGAUUUGGGUGGAGUGGUUCUUCUUGUCAUUGUGGUAUAGCUAUUAGAAGCAGAGGUUCGUUGUUUGUUCUGCGAACAUGUGCAAAAAUCUCUCGGAACAACAAAUAUCUUCUUCAGCAACCUUAUACUGAACUUUUAACUUGUGAUGACAAUGAUAUGUCAAUAGAACACAUUGGAAAUACAUACAAGAUAACUUUGCAAACGGGAACAGAAAUAAAGUUUACUGUAUCACAAUAUAGUAAAUUUAUAUCAGGAAUUUCGAUUAAGCCCUCUAUCUAUGACAUCGAUGAAGCAAGAGGACUUUGUGGAGUUCCAAGUUUAACAAAAGAUACUUCUGAUGAUUUUACACAUCGUGAUCUGGGUCCUAUAAAUAAUGAGAAGAGUUUUGCAGAUUCGUGGCGGAUUGAUUCUUUGUCUACGCCAAAUGAACAGCUUUUUAUCAAAGAGCCUGCUUUUUUGUACGAUGAUGCUGUAAUUUAUAUGGAAGAAAGUACUAAAGUAAAUAUAACAGUUUCCCAAUACUGUGUCUGUGACAAAGAGGCGGGACCGACCGACAAUUUGGAACAAUUCUAUACAGUCCGAUGCAACUUGACAGAGAGUACACAACAUUGUUCAUCUGAAACCAAGGAAAAUGACAACUCUGUUCAACCCUUUGUUACCUCGUGCUAUUAUAAUACAAGAAAGAAAAGGUCUUUGUCUCACCGGAUAAAUCGACGUAGCGCCACUUACAAUGAUGACAUUAUAGAUGAUUCUCCCCUUGAAUACGACGAUGAUAUUCAGAAUACUUCUUUUGCGAAUCCUGAAUUCAGAAACGGUUGGACAGAAGUUGAAGCAAAUAAAACAUGUACCGAACGUAUUUAAAAUUCAGUCCCUACUGAAUUUCUAACAGAUGUUUGUGGAUUGAUCAGCGAUGAUUAUAUCAAGUCUUGUAUUUUGGAUAUCAAACUAACAGCAGACACCUCAUUUAUAAAAGAUACAGUCGGGGCUAUGCAAACGUACGCCUUUAUGGAAGUUUCCAGAAAUGAAACAUUAUCUUUAACUAGAGCAGGUGAUGGAAACCAAACAAUUCUUGAAUACAUCACAAGUCUUAUUUGUCCAAACAACUGCAGUGAUAAUGGAAACUGUAC
Messenger RNA from Mytilus californianus (California mussel), 4198 nucleotides. RefSeq names its product mucin-5B-like. Gene Ontology annotation, cellular component: extracellular matrix. Lineage: Eukaryota; Metazoa; Mollusca; Bivalvia; Mytilida; Mytilidae. The record is from RefSeq and is a predicted model, not a curated record. The transcript is spliced from 7 exons. Bases 2565 to 3932 code for a protein of 455 amino acids.